ACGACGCAUUUGCCAUUGAUCCGGAACAAAUCUGCUCUGACGAAUUAGUGUUUUUGUUUCUUAGUUAAUAUUCAUUGUACAUGUAUAUGUAUUUUACAACACAACAGGAUAAAAAGUAAUACAGAAGUUGUUAUACAAAAUGGCUUGCGAAACUGGUGAUGAAGAUUUUGUUAGCCAACUUAAUGAGGAUAGUCAAAGGAAAGCAAAAGAAGAGCUUCACGAACUAAAUGAUAAGGAUCGAGCUAUAGCUGUACAGACACUGAGAAAAUAGGUUCUUGAAACCGACUGGCUAAAAUCGCCUACAGAUUUCAGUUUCCUGCUACGAUUUUUGCGGACAAGAAAGUUCAGUCAACUUGGUGCGAGACAGAAUUUAGAGAACUAUUGGACAUUGAGGACAAACGCUCCAGAAUACUUCAGAAAUAUUGACCCAGCUGAUCCAACUCUUCAAGCUAUUUUGAAAUUAGGGUUUUGCUUUAGUCCGAAGAAACUUGACAAACAUGGCAGACGAGUGCUUAUAUUUCGAUUGGGUAAAAUAGAUGUUGAGCAGUGCAAGAAAUGGGGACUUGAUAACCUCUACAAAGCCUGGUGUCUUGUUUUUGAUUGGAUUGCAUUUGAUGAAAACGUUCAAGUAAAUGGCAUUGCGACUUUUGAUGACCACUCUGAUAUUACCUUGAACCUUUUCAUGAAUGUAGUCACACCAAAAAUGUCAAGCGUUAUGUUCAAAUACUUCCAGAAAGCUUUACCGAUGCGAAUCAAGAGCAUUAAUGAAUAUAAAGAGCCUGCGUUCUUUGAUGCGAUGAUGGCAGUGGUUGGCCCUUUCUUGACACCAAAAAUUAGAAGCAGGCAAGUUUUACAUGGGCGUAGCAUGGUAAAGAUAUACGAAGAAAUAGGACAAGAAGUUCUUCCUAGGGAAUACUUGCCGGACGAAUACUCUGGUAAAUGUGCCGGAACAACUAGUCAAAUUAUUGACGAAAUGAUUACCAGCAUGAAUGAAAAGAAAUUCAGGGAUUAUAUAAUGGAUGUGAGUGGUGACAAAUAUGGUGUUGAUGUCAAGAUAAGAAAACAGGAUACAACAACCAUGGAUGCUUCUUUUAGAAAACUUAACAUCGAUUAAAACAUUCUGAUUGUUAAAUUACGUACACAGAAAUAGGAUGUGACCAAAUGAAUUUAUACCAGCAAAUUUUGAAGAGUAAAUACAAAACAAAAACAAU
Molecule: messenger RNA, 1211 nt
Organism: Ruditapes philippinarum (Manila clam)
Lineage: Eukaryota; Metazoa; Mollusca; Bivalvia; Venerida; Veneridae
Product: alpha-tocopherol transfer protein-like
Exons: 8
Coding region: 683-1114 (143 amino acids)
Cellular component (GO): membrane
Molecular function (GO): phosphatidylinositol bisphosphate binding
Source: RefSeq, a predicted model, not a curated record